This is a messenger RNA of Dunckerocampus dactyliophorus (ringed pipefish), 2451 nucleotides long. RefSeq names its product organic cation/carnitine transporter 2-like. The transcript is spliced from 10 exons. The coding region runs from base 373 to 2043 and encodes 556 amino acids. Lineage: Eukaryota; Metazoa; Chordata; Actinopteri; Syngnathiformes; Syngnathidae. Gene Ontology annotation, biological process: transmembrane transport. Gene Ontology annotation, molecular function: transmembrane transporter activity. Gene Ontology annotation, cellular component: membrane. The record is from RefSeq and is a predicted model, not a curated record.
UUGGAGCAAAUAGUCGCCCACUGCUGUGCUAGUGGUGGUCAUGGGGAGGGGGCAGGGCAGAUGAAGAGGGGCACUUUUAAAGCUUUUGAUAAGCAGUAAAUCACAUCAAGCAGUCGAGGGGAUGUGUCUGGAUAAAUCACUUCCUCGUCUUGUCUCUUGAACUGUGAUUGUGUUUUUGCCACCCCGAGAUGAGAGCGGUUUUGCCUGGAAAGGGGGGUUUAAUGCGCUGCCGGGGCUGCUGGGUUUUACCGGCCCACUGAGGGAGCUGCUCAGUUUCGCCCCACACAGAACAAGAGUUCAGCACACUGAGUCGAGAACUCAAGACGGAUGCCAGCCUCCCAAGAUCCCCAGGAGAACCUCCCUUGAGAGAACAUGGGUGACUAUGAUGAAGACACAGCCUUCCUGGGGCAGGCCGGUCCAUACUUCUGGACCACAUUCUGCCUCCUCAACACCAUUUUCAUCUCGACCGGAUUCAACGGGCUCUACAUCAUCUUUGUCGGGGCGGCCCCCGAGCACCGCUGCCUCAUCCCAGAGGUCAACCUCACAGCGGCAUGGCAGGAGGCCAUCAUCCCGGUAACGCAGGUGAACGGCCACGAGGCACGGAGUCAGUGCAGGCGCUACAACCUGGAGGUGGUCAGGAACCUCUCGGACAAGGGUUUUGCUCCGGGGAGCGACGUCAACCUCACGGGGCUGGAGCAGGAGGGCUGCUUGGACGGAUGGAGCUACAGCAAAGACAUUUACCAGGCCACCAUCGUCACUGAGUGGGACCUGGUCUGUGACAACCAGUGGAAAGUUCCUUUUGCCUCCUCCACAAUGUUUGUGGGAUAUCUCCUGGGCUCGCUCAUCUCCGGCCAGCUUUCUGACAGAUUUGGGAGGAAGAAGAUUAUCUUCAUCUCUCUUGCAGCUCAGUGCCUCUCAGUCCUUUUGCAGUCCUUCUCCCAAUCAUGGAGGAUGUUCUGUAUUAUGUUCCUCUUUGUCGGAGCCUCACAGAUUUCCAUCUAUGUUUCCGCAUUCGUUCUAGGAACGGAGGUGUUCAGCAAGACGCUACGUGUGAUAUUCACAACUCUCGGAGCGUUCCUCUUCUACUGCAUCGGCUACAUGAUGCUGCCAUGGAUCGCGUACGGCAUCAGAGAGUGGAGAACCUUUCUGGCUGUUCUGUCCGCCACUAGUGUGGUCUACAUCCCUCUUUGGUGGUUCAUUCCAGAGUCCCCUCGGUGGCUCAUCACCCAGGGACGAGUGGCGGAGGCCGAGGCCAUCGUAAGAGACGCCGCGCGGAAGAACAAAAAUGAGGCGCCCCUUGUCAUCUUCAGAGGAUCUGAGCUGCAGUCACCGCCCCCAGGCAGAGUGUACACCAUGCUGGACGUUCUGAGAUCCAAUAACAUACGAUGCAUCACACUGAUGUGUCUCGUUUUGUGGAUGGCGAUAAACGUUGGUUAUUUCGGUUUAUCGCUGAACACCUCCAACCUCAGCGGAAACCCCUUCAUAAACUGCUUUUUAUCGGCGACUGCAGAGGUGCCUGCUUACAUCGUCUCCACGUGGCUGCUGAAGAAAUGUCCCAGGAGAGCUCUUCUGUCCACCUUCCUGUUCAUUGGAGGAGGAGUUCUGCUGCUUAUCCAGUUCAUUCCCACAACCCUCGAAUAUGUGGCCUUAGCUCUGGAAAUGACUGGCAAGUUUGGCUUCACCAUGGCCUUCAGCAUCGUCUACAUCUACACGGCGGAGCUCUACCCCACCGUGCUCAGGAACGUCGGCAUGGGGAUGUGUUCCUCUGCUGCGCGCAUUGGCAGCAUCACCGCUCCUUAUGUCAUCUAUUUAGGCUCUUACAACAAGGCUCUUCCAUACAUCCUCAUGGGAAGUCUCACAAUCGCCUCCUCUGUGGUCAACUUCUUUCUUCCAGAGACCCACAACACAGACCUUCCAGAAACUUUGGAUCAGAUGCAGGAAUGUCAGGGGUUGUGCAGCAGACCCAAAAGGAAGAAAUACAUUGAAAAUGGGGGAAGUGGACACCCACCAAAUCAACACGAAGCCAAAUGUGACACUAUAUAGACUCUUCAGUCGCACUGAUUCAUUUUUGUGAGUCAAGGGUUAGCUUGAUGCUACAUUGAUGCCUGAUUUGGCAUUUUUGUAGAUUGUUCCAUUUGUGUUUGAGGUUGAAACACAUGGAUACCUCAUUGGUCUUUGAUUACUAUAAAUAAAACGGAUAAAGCUUCACAAUUAAUAUGCAUGCUCAAUUCCUCUCACCCGUCCUGCAUUCAUGUUUAUUAUUGUGGUGUAGGACGACAGUGGAACAUCGCUCAGCGUCAUUAAUUCCUUCCACAAGUCUAACUGAAAUGGACACUCACUGUAGCGGCCUCUUGGAAUGAAUUAGUCAGACGUGGAGUUUCAAACGGGUGCCUUUAUUCUUCUGGCUCAGUUCUUGCACCUUGAGCACCAUAAGCACCGUGAAAACUACAG